Penaeus indicus is the source of this 596-nucleotide messenger RNA. RefSeq lists its product as uncharacterized. The transcript is spliced from 4 exons. The coding region runs from base 165 to 596 and encodes 143 amino acids. Lineage: Eukaryota; Metazoa; Arthropoda; Malacostraca; Decapoda; Penaeidae. The record is from RefSeq and is a predicted model, not a curated record.
CAUAGGGCUGGGUACGCAGUCGGUCAUCACUCGCUUGUGCUGCAGCUGGGUCUUUGCUUGAAGACCAAAAAGCCCGAGAAAAGUCUUUAUCAAUUUGCAACAGUAAAAAGGUUGAAAUAGACCUUCCUGUGGCACCGAUUCUCUGCAGGCGUCCAGAGAUCAGGAUGGACAACGAAACAAAGUGGUUAUGGAAGACAACACAGACGGAGGCAUUCUACGCGACAUACACCAUCAGUUACCGUCUCACCCUCGCCACCCGUGAACCCUUGCUUGAGGAACACCUUCUCCAGGCCCUCACCCAUCUCUUCAGGAAGGUGCCUCUCCUGAGAGUCUGUUUUGGCCAACGAGAUGGAGAAAUGUGGAUCAGAGAGAUGGCGGGAGAAGCGUUAGACUUUGAGGUUGUUUCAAAUGCCUCAAUAGAAGAUAUACGCGAUAGUCUGCAGGCCUACCGCUACGACUUGAUGAAAGGUCCUCUGUGGUGCGUGAAGCUCCUCUCAGAGCCACCUUCCUCUCCAGUCGUUCCAGAGGGGGUUGACACGACAAAAGUUUCGUCACGUGUACACAUUGUUCCUGGGUCUUCACCAUGGCAUCACUGA